Molecule: messenger RNA, 3075 nt
Organism: Trichoderma atroviride IMI 206040
Lineage: Eukaryota; Fungi; Ascomycota; Sordariomycetes; Hypocreales; Hypocreaceae
Source: RefSeq, a predicted model, not a curated record
AUGUCAAAACGCUUAAUCCUCUUUCUUCUUUGUUCCAUCACCAUCAAUGUCGUCAAUGCCAGUGGCCUCGAUGAUUUCUCCAAUAACCUGGCAUCAGACCUUGGCCCUCUUCUUUCGCUGCUGGGAGAAGCCACCACUAUCCAAUAUCUCAGCGAAAGUACGGAAUCCAUUGAUUAUUUCAUCUUUGCUAUGGCCCCUAUCGGCAUUAUCAGCACAAUCACGGCUGUUAUUCGCUUAUAUGGAAACUCCUCCCUCAGAGCAUUUAUCGGAAAGGCGAAAGAAAGACAAAUUACAGCGGAGGCGGAGCUCUGCACAUCCACAAGUGAAGACGUUUGCGAAUUAUUCGACAAAGGCGGCAUCACUCGAGUCUUUGGACGGUCGGAUAUUAUAGAGCUUGUUUACAUACCCACAGAGCUUAAUGCAGAACCGAGAUUCCAUCUGUUCACGCAAUAUUUAAAAAAUGAUGCAGGAAACACUCGCUGGUCCGAAAUCUCAAAGAGAAAGAGACACGCUGGUUCCGAUAGCGCUAAGUCGGAUUCUAAAUAUGUGGAGUUUGCGCCAAAGCCGAAUAUCUCUCUUAAUUUAGGGCUUAAACGACAGUCAACGGUGGUUCUCUACAUCGUAGCCGCUAUUGGUCUUAUGCUACAGUCAGGUAUCAUUAUCUUUGCUGGUAUUGGUCCCUGGAUCCAUGGUUGGAACGCUCAAAAGCUUAGCAGCGAAGCCGCUCAAGAUUACGCACCGGGAAUCUUCAUUGCUGGCACAGUCGCUUUAUGCUUGGGUAUAUGGAGUUGUGCUGUACUAGUUGGGCAAACAUCUGAUGGAAGGACAUUUAAACGAAGAGACGAUUCUUCGAGAAUUUACUGGGUGCAGCUAGGGCGACAGGUCAUUGGAGACCAAACGUUCCACGCCUUCAUACACUCAGAUGAAAGAGAACCGCUCACAACCUGGACUUCGUGGACAAAAUUACCCCAGAAAAAAGAUUUUGCAAUCUACAUCGCCAUUUCAUUGGUCAUUCUAGGCUACAUCGCCCAAUUUAUUGGUCUUCGCGGACUGAACGCGUGGGUUUCUAUUGCUCAGCUGGCUAUUACCCUUGUUAUGAGCAUCUUGCGGGGUGCUUUGAGAAUGCACCGGCUGGAUAUGGGCGUCAAUCUUUUACAAUCUUCUUUCGGGAAUGACAAUGAUUCGGCCGAAUUGGAUGAAUGGGUUGCUGGCCAUGAGCUUGAUUGGUUGGCUGUUGAGGUUUCCGGGAAGAGGGCCUCUAAGAAGGAGACAUCGAUUCAAGAGACACCUAAGGAAGGGAUUCGUCUCUCCCAUUUGACCGGUCAUUGUUCUAUUAACAAAAUAAAAGCGGAUGAUUAUCAGCUUUGGGAAGAUGAUCGAGUUAAAGUCCGCCUUGAAGCCAAGGAUCUGAGUGCAGCAAUAUCUCACGCAGCGGCAACUCUUUUGCCCGAUUCUACAAUCAAGGAGACCAUUGAUUUGAAAACUGAAGAAGCUGCUCUUGCCCAAUUUCUGGAAACUAUUUCCAUCAAAAUGAUGCCACCAAAUGGCUUAGAUCAUGUCAACUGGACAACCGACUCAUCACAGCUGGAAGCAGUUCUGGGGCUUUGGUAUUGGUCUAUGACGUCCAAGAAAGACAGGCAUGAUGAGAGUGUUUCCUCUCUCAUCGUGAAACGCAAGAAAAGGGUGUUCAAGAUAAUAUCCGCUUGUUACGGAAGCCAAAAGUUGGGUAACUCCAUCGAGGCAUAUAUGAGCCUAUGGCAAGGGUCUAGCCACCUCAAAUAUGAAAGGUUUUCGCUGAAGAUAAACAAGAAAAACAAAUAUAGUCUCGCAGACUUUUGGCUUCCCGUCGGAGAUCAGAACGGGACUGUUAAGAAAGUUCGAAGAAUAGAUGAGAACUCAAUCUCUAAUUAUUUUCAAAAAUCACACAGAAUUUGCGGGUGGAAUGUAGUAUACGACCUACUACAACGAGAUGACACCUUCAAAGAGGACGAUAUCAAGAUUCAAGGGUUUUGGAUAAAAGCUAAUGAAGAUCCAUUGCUUGAUAUGUGCGUCCAAGAACUAUAUACUACUCUUUUGCACUCUAUGAAAUAUCUGGGCUUUCGGGAGAUAGAAAAUAGAAAUAUGUCGACCCGUGAAGCGGGAUGGAACCUUCAGAUAGAAGAUUCGGCUAUUACAGCCCUUGCAGACUUCUUCAAAGACAACGAGUUGGGGACAUAUGCCGACGCAAUUUCUUGUCUUGUGCCUUUUUUACUAUCAAUUCUGGUACAAGCAGCAAAGGAAUAUCGGCUAAAUGGAGAAUUGAGAAUGGCGGAAAGAGUUCUACGCUGGGCGUGUGAAUACAAAUAUGAAAAAUACACUCAAGAAAAUAAACACAUAGCUCUACAGGAGCUCGGAGGUUUCGAAGCAAAUGGUAUCGAGCGGAUGGUAUCCGAGUUUAAAUCCAACGAGAUUUCGACGCGUUAUAACGAUAUCGCCCAGAAGUUCAUGACAGAUAAUGGUAUUUAUCAACGACCGGCAAGCAAAAUUAGUGAAGCAAUCAACCAGCACAACAAGGCCGAUGCGCUUUCUCAUCUUUGCUUCACAAAGCCAGGAGACUUCAACUCUGAGAAGCUUAGGAAAUGCCUUCCUCUCGCUGCCCGCAAUGGGUGGUCUGAAGUCGUUACUAAUCUUUUAGAGAUGGGGGCGAAGCCUGAUUUUCAAGAUGAAGAUGGAAGAACUGCAGCAUCUUAUUUUGCCGAAUUAGGUCAAGAACAGCCCUUGCAGCAGCUUAUUGAUAAAGGUGCGGAUAUUGAUAUGGCUGACAACACAGAACUCACGCCACUUAUAUACGCUAUUAAGAAAGAAAAGACAAAUAUUGUGAAAAAGUUGCUGAACUCUACCUGGAUUGACCGUAGCAAACGGAUGGCUGGCGGAAGAAGCGCCCUGUGGUUUGCAAUUGAACGGAACAGUAUCAAAAUUAUGGAGGAACUGCUUGGCAACGGAGAUGAUAUUAAUCAAGAAGAUAACUACCGCGUUUCACCGCUGUUUUUAGGCUGCCCAAAAAGGGCCAUAAAGAGGCAGUGCGCCUUCCUAUAA